This is a messenger RNA of Capsella rubella, 2575 nucleotides long. Its product is annotated as pentatricopeptide repeat-containing protein At1g26900, mitochondrial. NCBI's taxonomy places the organism in Eukaryota, Viridiplantae, Streptophyta, Magnoliopsida, Brassicales, Brassicaceae. The transcript has 3 exons. The record is from RefSeq and is a predicted model, not a curated record. The coding region runs from base 237 to 1964 and encodes 575 amino acids. Gene Ontology annotation, biological process: RNA modification. Gene Ontology annotation, molecular function: RNA binding; protein binding.
UUGCUUCUCUCUUCUUUCGAAAUAAUCGAAUCCCAUACAUACAACAAAAAGCAGAAAUCGAAAGUGAUUUUGAUUUACUCUUUACUCUUUGAUUUUGAAAUUUCUUGAAACUUUUCGUCUGAUUUGAAACUGGGUCAUCUAAUUGUGUUCAUAUCAAUUUGGGAGUUUCUGAUGAAUCGCCGAUCUCCCUCUUGCUUCGAUACCAAAAAUUCAGAGCCGCAGCGGCGUUUAUUCUGAUGACAUCGGCGAUUACGUCACGCCUCAGUCGCAAUGUUGUGUUCCCUCGUAAGAAUCUUGAUUCGUUGUUGGCUCCACAAUGCGAGAAACUUAUCGACGACCUAAGGUGUUGCGGAGACAUCGUCGGGGUUUCUCGAAUUCAUGGCUACAUGGUGAAAACGGGGAUCGACAAGGACGACUUCGCAGUGAGCAAGCUUCUAGCUUUCUCCUCUGUACUAGACUUACGAUACGCUGCGUCAAUCUUCGAGCAUGUCUCCAACACUAAUCUCUUUAUGUUCAACACUGUGCUCAGAGGUUACUCGAUGAGCGAUGAGCCGGAGCGAGCAUUUCGUGUUUUCAACCAAUUGAGAGCUAAAGGUCUCACCUUGGACCGUUUCUCGUUUAUCACGACUCUUAAAUCAUGUUCUCGUGAAUUGUGUUGUUCAAUCGGUGAGGGAUUGCAUGGGAUCGCUUUGAGAUCUGGGUUCAUGGUUUUUACUGAUUUGAGGAAUGCUCUUCUUCAUUUUUACUGUGUUAGUGGGAGGAUCACUGAUGCUCGGAGAGUGUUCGACGAAAUGCCGCAGAGUGUUGAUGCUGUUUCCUUUAGUACUUUGAUGAAUGGGUAUCUUCAGGUUUCUAAGCAAGCGUUGGCUCUGGAUUUGUUUAGGAUUAUGCGAAUAAGUGAGGUGGCCGUUAAUGUCAGUACAUUGCUUAGCUUUCUUUCGGCUACUGGUGAUCUAGAAGACUUUUUUGGUGCAGAGUCUAGUCAUGGUUUAUGUAUGAAGAUUGGUCUUGAUUCAGACUUGCAUAUAGUCACAGCUUUGGUAGGUAUGUAUGCCAAAAUUGGGGAAAUCAGUUCAGCACGCAGGAUCUUUGAUUGCGCCAUUCGAAAGGACGUUGUUACAUGGAAUUGUAUGAUUGACCAAUAUGCCAAAAUGGGUCUCCUUGAAGAGUGUUUAUGGCUACUGAGGCAGAUGAAGUACGAAAGAAUGAAACCAAAUUCAUCUACAUUUGUUGGGCUGUUAUCUUCUUGUGCAAAAAACGAAGCAGCAUGGAUUGGACGGAGUGUUGGGAAAUUAGUAGAAGAGGAAAUAAUAACCUUGGAUGCAAUACUUGGAACCGCACUCGUUGAUAUGUAUGCAAAACUAGGGAUGCUUGACAAAGCUGUUGACAUUUUUGAUAGAAUGAAGAAUAAGGAUGUAAAGUCCUGGACGGCAAUGAUCUCGGGUUACGGAUCUCAUGGACUAGCAAGAGAAGCAAUAACACUAUUCAGUAAGAUGGAGGAAGAGAACAGCAGAGUGAAACCCAAUGAGAUUACCUUCUUGGUUUUGCUGAAUGCUUGUAGCCAUGGAGGGUUGAUAAUAGAAGGAGUCAGAUGCUUUAAGAAGAUGAUUGAGGUGUAUCACUUCACACCCAAAGUUGAACAUUAUGGUUGUGUGGUUGAUCUUUUGGGUCGAGCAGGAAAGUUAGAGGAAGCAUACGAGUUAAUAAGGAUGUUACCUAUCACAAGUGAUUCAACAGCUUGGCGUGCUCUGCUAGCUGCUUGUAGAGUCUAUGGGAAUGCAGAGUUGGGGGAAACUGUGAUGAUGAGAUUGGCUGAAACGAAUGAGAUACAUCCGGCUGAUACAAUUCUUCUUGCUGGGACACAUGCUGUUGCAGGGAAUUCACAAGGUCAACAACAAUCAUUAGAUAAUGAGUUGAAUAAAACGAGAAAAGAAGCUGGAUACAGCGCCAUUGAAGUACAAUAGAGUAGGCAAUCCCUGGAGUUCAUUUACCUGUAGCUAUUACGUUAUCUAUACAACUACCAGACAAGAGAAUUUUACAAUCUUAGUGUUACUCCCAAGAACUUCCUGAAGGUUCUGCGCAGUUCGGAGAUUACAGAUCACAGGUACCAGCUCUUCAGAGAUUCCUCCAAAGCCGACAGUCACACCUUCAACAACACCCAGACUCCCACAUCACUUCCUCAACAAUCCUAGCGUCAAUUCUUCACAUCACAAGGCUGAACAGAACAACAAGAAACCGAGCUCCAUCUGCUCCAAAUAACACAGCCACUAACCAUAACACGGAAACAAGAUCUCCAACGGCGGAUGGAGGAGUCGAGAACCCAACUCAACCCAAAUCUUUCCAGGGUUCCCCAUUUCCUUGCACGGUUUUGUGUGUGUUAUGUAGAUAUCUUUGUUGAGAGAUUGUUUGUGUCCUGUCUUUUUUUGCUUCGAAGCUCAAAGUCUUCUAACUGACGGCAGUGACUUUGAUAAGUUCAAUCUUGGAUUAACGCUAGUGAUUUACUCUUCCUUUGUGUGUAAGAUUAUGGUAAAUGAAAAAGGAGAUCAAGUGAACUUCUUAUCAGCUUCAUUCCCCA